Messenger RNA from Lactuca saligna, 926 nucleotides. The record is from the annotation of a GenBank genome assembly. Lineage: Eukaryota; Viridiplantae; Streptophyta; Magnoliopsida; Asterales; Asteraceae.
CUUCAUUUCUAAAGUAAGAGAGUUAAAUGUUUGUGAUAUUGGAGGGUGAUUAUUAGGAAGGCUCAAUGCAUAUGAUACAAACGACCCCACCGCACCGGAUAUACCUCAUACAAGUCCGCUAUAUAAUAAACCAGAAACCUCUUCCUCUCUCACCAUCACUCACACACAUAACACAUUCUUCUUGUCCUUCAUCCAAAAUCCAAUUCCAAGCUUUAAAUUAAUCAAUCAUGGAUCGCAACGCUGCCCUCCUCACUGCCCUCAUCUGCAUUAUCUUCUCCUCCGUCGCCGCUCAAUCACCUUCCUCCUCCCCCACCACCUCCCCAACCACCACCACUCCACCACCAACCGUCGCAUCCCCACCUGUCUCCACUCCUCCGCCAGUCAGCUCACCACCACCUGUCGCCACUCCACCUCCAGUAGCCACUCCCCCUCCUGUUGCUUCACCACCACCAGCAGCCACUCCUCCUCCUGCAGCUUCACAACCACCAGCUCCCGUCCCAGUCUCUUCCCCAGUCGUGACUCCAUCGGCUGCACCAUCUCCCUUAACUUCGAGCCCACCAGCACCACCUACUGGAGCACCUUCUCCGGCUGUCACCACCACCGGUGUAUCUCCGGCACCAUCAGCAACUGACGUGAGUGGAGUUGAGAAGAUGGGAUCGAUGGUUGGAAGCUUGGUUUUUGGAUGUGCUCUUGUGUACUCGUUGAUCUAGAGAGAUGUAUAUUUUCUAAAUCUUCUACAGUCAUCAUCUAUGACGGAUAUUCAUAUAUUUUGAUUCAUUGUAUUUUGAAGUGAAUUUAGUUGGGAUUCUUUUGAGGACGAUGUUUUUUUUGUGUAUUUCGGGGGACUUAUUAUAAUAUUAUUAUUAAUAUCUCUUUACACUUUUUGUUACUGUGCAUUUGGUAUUUAUGCAACUAUAAUGUGUUCG